This is a messenger RNA of Aspergillus ochraceoroseus IBT 24754, 2598 nucleotides long. RefSeq names its product Zn(II)2Cys6 transcription factor. The record is from RefSeq and is a predicted model, not a curated record. Gene Ontology annotation, biological process: DNA-templated transcription; regulation of DNA-templated transcription. The transcript has 8 exons. Lineage: Eukaryota; Fungi; Ascomycota; Eurotiomycetes; Eurotiales; Aspergillaceae. Gene Ontology annotation, molecular function: zinc ion binding; DNA binding; DNA-binding transcription factor activity, RNA polymerase II-specific. Bases 1 to 2598 code for a protein of 865 amino acids.
AUGCAGAGCUAUUCCUUCGCACCUCCAACAGGCCCUUCCCGAGAAGGGCAGAAAAAUUAUGUAUUCGUGGACGAACAUAAUAGGCAUAAAAGACUCAAAGUAAUGCGAGCUUGCAAUGGCUGCCGGAAGCGAAAAAUAAAAUGUGACGCCGCAACAACAAAUACCUGGCCGUGCUCUGCGUGCACUAGACUGAAUAUCGUAUGCGUGCCUCCCACUAUCGGCCAGGAUGGUGAUUUCUCGUCGGGCCAAGGAGUUGAUCCUUACCCGACAAGUUCUAUGGGUGCAAUAAAUGCACCCGACCCUUCGGCUUCACUCUCAUCAUAUGCUAUGCCUCAAGCUUACCAAGAUGAUGUGCAACCUCCCGUUGAAGCCAUGCAUCAGUACGGUACAGAGGGAAUGGGCAUGUUUCAACAAUUUCCGCACCAAGUUUCGAAUCACCCGGCAAUGUAUGAAACAAGAUCACCUCACCAAGAAGUUGUUUCGCAUGAUUCAUAUCACCAGCAACAGAUGUUUGCUGUUUCUGGUAAUCAACCUCUACGGGGCACUGAAGGUGUCCAGUUUGGGGAACACGAUCAGUCGACGGCUGAGAAUCUUAGUGAGGUCCUUGGGCAGCUCAAAAUUGACGAGACUGGAAUUGUAGCACCUUACAUCAGGCAGCAGAAAAUGGAUAAAUCUGAACCAGAGCUCCCCACACAAGACGAACUUGAGGAGAGCCUUCCUCCGCUUAGUACCGGAGCAGGCUCCAAAAUCCGCAUCCCCCCUGAACUUAUGCCAUCAGAUGAUGAAGUCAUGAAAUACUUCAAGAUUUAUUUCGAUGACAUACAUCCAUAUGUUCCCGUUGUACAUCGUUCUCAUCUAUAUUAUCAGUGGCAGCACGAACGGAAAUCAAUUUCUCCUCUCCUUCUCGAGGCAUUAUUUGCAUGCGCAGGCAGGUUGUCGGACGAUCCUUCCCAGGGCGCUCAGUGGCUUGCUUUAGCAAAUAGGCACGAAUCGAGUUUUAUGGAUGUCCCACGAUUAAGCACGAUACAGGCCUUACUUCUGCUCCUAAAAGCCCGGGAAUCGCUUCCGAAAAAGGGCUAUUAUUACCGAUCAUGGCAAACUGUCAAAACCAUGAUCUCGAUGGCCAAAGAUUUGGAUAUUCAUGAACAUUACAAUCUACAUUCGGAAGAAAAAUCGUGCAAUUUAAGCUCGAUUGAGUGCUUGGUUCAGACCAGAGUGUGGCAAAUCCUCAUAGUUGUUGAGGUCAUGAUUGGUGCUCCACAAGGUCGAUCAGACUAUGGUGUAGAUCCAUCAACUGUGAAUAUGCAACCAAAUCUGGAUAUAAAGGAUUUGGAUCAGUUUGAAAUUGAUCGAUCCAGGCAAUACGCGUACUUCGUCCGCAAUGCGUACCAUAUUCGUAUAAUAACCGACACUUACCAUAAGAUUAAGCGGCAGAGGGACUGGGGAUCUAAUCCCAAGUUUGUUGAAAAGAACCCUCUUUUCACAGAUUGGUUGCAAAAUCUGCCACCUGACCUACAAGUCAACUAUCCAGUUGAUGGCUCACCACCAUGGAUUCUGUCUCAUUUCGUGGGGAACAUGCAUUCACAUUGUCAUCUGGGGAUAAUUCUGCUUCACAGACCACAAUUGAUUACUUCUAAGUCCUUUACAGCAGGUGGAGGCUGGAAGAUGCAUAUGGCGCUGUGCUACUCCUCAGCAAAAUAUUUGUGUCGCCUUCAGGAGGCGAUACUGGAUCGCUUUGGAUUGUCAGGCCUCCUCUUUAUGCAACGGGGUAUCAAUUUUACAAUAUACUGCAUUCUAACAUGCACCAUGCUGCACCUGGUUGCCAUAACCUCUCCUGACCCUGACUUCCAUACAGAUGCGCGCGAAUUUUUCACGCGCCACAUGCGGAUUCUAGAAAUAUGCUCCUCGGCUUGGCCGAUGCCAGAAAUACAAGCUCAGAUCGACUCGCUGCGACUUGCAUUUUCUGCCAACAUCACUCGCCCAUUCGAACUAAAGCCCACCUUCCCAUAUGGCAGCCCGUCAGAACCAUAUCAACCCAGCCCUACUCUUGAUUCUCAGUUCCCACCACAACCCAGCCAAUUGUCCAAUUUACAGGCCAGGGUUGGCUACCAGUCGUAUCCCAUUACGCCCCCAAUAUCCGCUGGCCCUGAUGAUGUUAAAUCCGACUCGCCUCAAAUGCAGCCUUUAGGGAUCCUUCAACCACAUCCAGUCUCAUGUCCACCUGUGGAGACCCCGUUGGUUGAUGAGAAUAGCUGGGAUCCUACCCGUAUCAUUAAUCAAUGGGACAUGGCAUUUUCCUUCGGUUCUUCGGCUGUCAAUCCGAACUCGCCUCCAGUGCCGGUAAAUAACACUUCUCAAGCGAUACCACCUCCUCUGGUGGACCAAUAUGCUGUUCAAUAUCAACAACCCACUAAGAUGGCUGCUGUCCUGCCCACCCCGACUGUCUCCCAGUCACAGAUGAGCGGGCAGCCAAUGGUGUUUACCGCACGUGAUUGGCAGCAAAGCGUUGCAAGCGUGUAUGACCCGAAUGGCUUGAAAAGGAGGUGGAAUUAUUCCGCCGAUAUUGGAACCGAUAAUAACCCCAAGAGACACCGGUGA